AUGGUGGGAGGCAGCAAGCCGCUGGGGGACAGCGUGUUCGCGGGCCACGCGGUCGCCGGUGCGGCGGCGAUAAGCGCCUCUGCCAUCGCCGUGUACCCCCUCGACACGCUGGGAGCGGCGGGGCAGAAGCAGAAGAUGGGGCUCCGGCAGGUGGUGGACCGGCUCAUGGCCGCUUCCGGCCCUGCAGGUUUUUACAGUGGCAUCGGAUGGUCCAUAAUGGGUAAACUUCCUGGGUUGGGAGCACGUUUUGGGACCUAUGAACUUUUAACAGCCUUCUAUAAAGAUGGAAGGGAGGACAACUAUGUCUAUUAUUCUGAGGCUAUGUUGGCUGGCAUAGCUGCUGGUGCUGUAGAGGCUGUUUUCUGCACACCAUUUGAACUUUUCAAACUUCGAAACCAAGUUAGUUCUGUGGUUCCUUCAAAAGCUAUGGGCCCUGCAAAUGUUGCUCAAGAAUCAUUUCCACUGCUUUCCAAACUGUUGCCAGGUUAUGUUCCUGAUCUAAGGGUGUGGAACAACACAGUGAGCCUUUUAUCUCAUCUUUCUCCCAAGCAUCCUGACAUGUUGGGUGCUCUGAAACAGCACCCAUGGAUGCUUACUGGCUCUGGGAAACCCCCAUUACCGUCUGAUGUGCACCUACCUUCUAGAGUGAUAUUGCUUGAAGGAUGGGGUGCUCUUUGGAGAGGGCUCAGAUCAGGGAUAGCUCGAGACUGUGCAUUUGGUGGCAUGUUCUUUUCUACUUGGCAAUUCCUACACACAGCGAUGCUCACCUGGAAGGCAGUAAAUAUGAGCCCUGAACCUAGGAAUCUAGAAGAAGCAGGCCCUGUACCCCCUUUUGCCUCUAGUUUUGCUGCAGGCUUCGCAGGAGCGGUAGCGGCUGCUGCUUCACAUACAUUUGAUACUGCCAAAAGUCGUUCAGAAUGUACUGUGGUGCCUAAGUAUAUCGCAAUGGAGAGGAAGUUUCUUAAGUGGAAAGCACCAGGAACGUGGAUAGAGAGGAAGACAGGAAUAUCCCCAGCUGAUAGGAAUGUCUUGUUCCGUGGCAUUGGCCUACGAAUGGCCCGUAGUGGAAUUGCAUCGUUUGUGUUAGUUGGGUCGUACUAUCUAGCUGUGAAUCACCUCUCGUAG
This is a messenger RNA of Miscanthus lutarioriparius, 1125 nucleotides long. The record is from the annotation of a GenBank genome assembly. Lineage: Eukaryota; Viridiplantae; Streptophyta; Magnoliopsida; Poales; Poaceae.